This is a messenger RNA of Eremomyces bilateralis CBS 781.70, 2801 nucleotides long. Its product is annotated as TPR-like protein. Gene Ontology annotation, biological process: mRNA splicing, via spliceosome; generation of catalytic spliceosome for first transesterification step. The record is from RefSeq and is a predicted model, not a curated record. The transcript has 2 exons. NCBI's taxonomy places the organism in Eukaryota, Fungi, Ascomycota, Dothideomycetes, Eremomycetales, Eremomycetaceae. The coding region runs from base 186 to 2684 and encodes 832 amino acids. Gene Ontology annotation, cellular component: post-mRNA release spliceosomal complex; U2-type catalytic step 2 spliceosome; Prp19 complex. Gene Ontology annotation, molecular function: protein binding.
UUCUGGGACAGCCUUUCAUUACUUCAGUAUUCUCCGCCCAUCCAUUGAUACGAAGCACGCUCAUUACCUGAAUCCUUCGCCUAGCCCACGAGUUAAGAGUCUCCGGUCGACCGCGCCGGUUGCUGCGCGUGGCCAGCGCGAUGCCUGGAAGUCUUCUAUACUCUUCAACCCCAAACUCCUCCAAGAUGGCGACCAAGAAUCCUCACAAGCACCCGAAAGCUCUCCGGCCCGACCUCUAUCUCAUUAAUGACGGCGACAUCCUGUAUGAACAAGAACUCAUCCGGAACCCCGGACGCGUCAAGCCCUGGCUGGACUAUGUCCAUUUCAAGCGCCAGCAAGGCGCAAGCCUACUUGCCCAAUCCUUCGUCCUCGAACGAGCCGUCACAACGUUACCGCGCUCCUAUAAACUAUGGAAAUUAUACCUAAGUUUAAGGGUCAAGCACCUGGAUGGACGAAAUCCAGCCAAGUAUGCUCCGCAUUUCCUCAAGGUCAACACCUUGUUCGAACGGGCAUUGAUUCUCCUCAAUAAAAUGCCGAGAAUCUGGGAGAUGUACCUGUCAUUUUUAAUGAAGCAGCCUCUCGUCACAACCACGCGAAGAACUUUCGACCGAGCUUUACGUGCGCUUCCUAUUACGCAACAUGCCCGGGUUUGGGCGCUAUACCGUCCGUUUGCAAACUCCGCGUCAGGCGAGACGGCCAUCCGGAUAUGGAGGCGGUAUAUGCAAAUACAUCCCGAAGAGGCGGAGGAUUUCAUCGAGCUUCUCGUCGAUGCCAGACGGUAUACUGAGGCCGUGAAGACAUACAUGGAUAUCUUGAAUAAUCCCCGCUUCAAGAGCAAGGAAGCCAAAGGCCCCUUCGAAAUGUGGACCGAGAUGCUCGAGUUGCUGAUCGACCAUGCAACCGAAGUCGAGGCUGGCGAAGACACUGGCAUCGAUGUCGACCGAAUCGUGCGGAGUGGGAUCGCCAAGUUCUCCGACCAAAGAGGAAUUCUUUGGGUGAGCCUGGCCAAGUACUGGAUGAACAAGGGCGAUUACGAAAGGGCAAGAGACGUCUUCGAAGAGGGGAUCACAACCGUCAUGACGGUCCGCGAUUUCGUGAUCGUUUUUGAGUCCUACACCGAGGCGGAGGAAACCCUCAUCGGAAUUCAGAUGGAGGAGGCGGCAGCACGAUCGGAGAAAGGACGCGUGGACCCUGAAGCGGAUCUCGAUCUGGAUAUUCGCAUGAUGAGGUUCGAGCAAUUGAUGGAUCGAAGACCGUUCCUCGUCAACGACGUUCUUCUCCGUCAGAACCCCAACAACGUUAACGAGUGGCAGAAACGGGUGGCGCUAUGGGGCGACAACAAGAAAGAGGUGGUACAGACCUACACGGAUGCCAUUGCUACCACACAUCCGAAGAAAGCGGUCGGGAAGUUCCACGACCUGUGGGCGAAUUAUGCCAAAUUCUACGAGGCGGGAGCGGACAUUUUGAACGCUCGGGUCAUCAUGGAGAAGGCGGUCAAAGUCCCAUUCAAAUCCGUUGCAGAGUUGGCAGACAUGUGGUGCGAAUGGGCGGAAAUGGAGCUGCGUAACGAGAAUUUCGACAAGGCGGUCGAGAUUAUGGCGAAAGCGACGCAAGCCCCCAAACGGUCCAAGGUGGACUAUUUCGACGAAACAUUAUCACCGCAACAAAGGGUGCAUAAGAGUUGGAAGUUAUGGAGCUUCUACGUCGACCUGGUGGAGAGCGUCGGGACACUGGACGAGACCCGCAAGAUCUACGAAAGAAUCUUCGAACUACGGAUCGCGACCCCUCAAACGGUGGUGAAUUAUGCCAACCUUUUGGAGGAAAACCAGUAUUACGAAGAGUCGUUCAAAAUCUACGAGCGGGGAUUGGAUUUGUUCAGCUAUCCCGUGGCUUUCGAGAUAUGGAACCUCUACCUCACUAAGGCUGUCGACCGAAGAAUCAGCAUCGAGCGACUUCGAGACCUGUUCGAACAGGCCGUAGAAGGAUGUCCGCCCAAGUUUGCCAAAGUUCUUUACCUCAUGUACGGAGCUCUUGAAGAGGAGCGUGGUUUGACGCGUCAUGCGAUGCGGAUCUAUGACCGGGCAACUCGCGCAGUGUCCGACGAGGACCGGAUGGAGAUGUUCAACUUCUACAUCACCAAAUCGGCGUCCAAUUUCGGGGUUGCUUCGACCCGACCCAUCUACGAGCGAGCGAUCGAAGCACUUCCGGACGCAGAAGCGAAGGAGAUGUGUCUGAAAUUCGCCGACAUGGAGCGGAAACUCGGCGAGAUCGAUCGUGCCCGGGCAAUCUAUGGACAUGGGUCCCAGUUCUGCGACCCCCGAACUAACCCCGGCUUUUGGCAGAAGUGGGAGUCAUUCGAAGUGCGACACGGCAACGAGGACACGUUCAAAGAGAUGCUUCGCAUCAAGAGAAGUGUCCAAGCCCAAUACAAUACCGAUGUCAGCUUUAUUGCCUCCCAAGCCAUUGCUCGAAGUCAAGCGCAAAACCAAACCGGAGAAGCCCCCUUUGGUGGUGCUGAAGAUGGCGAAGCUGCCGACGCCAUGGCUGCUCUUGAACGACAAGCUCGUGCCCCGGUUGGAUUCGUGGCCGCUAGCACGGGAGCUGAGGGGGGGAAUCAACCUACGGCCGCAGAUGCGCCGGUCGAGGCCAAUCCCGAUGCGAUUGAUUUGGAUGAAGACUUAUAACAACACCCCCCAUGUUCUCAGCUGGAUGAUCCUCCUUGUACUCACACCAUACUCAUUCUUUCUUUUCUCUUGACCUCUGCGGUGCAACUGCGCACAUUCAUCUUGCAUAGAGCGGGC